AUGGGUUUAGAGAAUAAAGAGAAGAAGGAAGAGUCUAGUGAAGAGACUAAGAAGGAAGAUGAGACAAAAGAGGACUCCUCUGAGGCAACCAAGGCCGAGCCAACUCCAGAAGCUGUGAAGGAAGAAGAGAAAGCUCCUGCUGAGACUGAGCCACCAACACAAGAGACCACACCUGCCAAAACCGAUGAGGCCCCUCUCGUGAUCCUUUGAUUGUCAUUUCUAAAUCUCAAAAUCAUGUGUAUGCAUGCGCUCAAGUGCAAGUGUUCCUCGCUUUGUAAUUUGUCAUCUCUAUUCUAUU
Molecule: messenger RNA, 298 nt
Organism: Camelina sativa (false flax)
Lineage: Eukaryota; Viridiplantae; Streptophyta; Magnoliopsida; Brassicales; Brassicaceae
Source: RefSeq, a predicted model, not a curated record